AUGGCAUCCAAGCUAUCACGACUCAAUGAGGCAUUGCUCGUCAAGGCCGUUGAUCACGAUGGCUUUCCACGCCCUGUUGACAUGCUCGAUAAUGACUCGAUCCGCCCGACACCAGUGAAGGAUCGCACAUGGUCACAACUCACAUAUAUCGUUUUCUGGUGGUCUGCCACUGCCAAUGUCAGCAACUUGUACUCUGCUUCUACAGGCAUGGCCAUGGGCCUCACCAUGUGGGAAGCUAUCGCCUGCUCCUUUGGGGGCCAAAUCCUAGCAGGCGCCUUAAUGGCUAUUAACGGACGAGGCGGUGCUAUGUAUCGAAUUCCAUUUCCAGUACUCUGUCGUUCGAGUUUUGGCUCAUGGGGUGCUAUGUGGCCGACAUUCAAUCGCGCGGCUAUGUCCAUUGUGUGGAACGGAGUCAAUUCUGUGCAAGGGGCACAGUGCUUGUAUGUCUUUCUUCACGCGAUAUUUCCGUCUAUCGCCAAUAUCCCAGACAAGAUGGGAUCCAAAUCGGCCUUGACUUCCGCGCAGAUGAUGUGCUUUUUUGUCUACUGGCUGAUAAACUGCGCAUUUCUCUUUGUGCCUGUCCCGAAAAUGAAGUCUCUUGUCUACGCCAAGGUCAUAGUCUACUUCAUUGCCACCUUAGCGAUGGUAGGAUGGACUGUAUCCCUGUCAGGGGGGUCAUCCGAGUUCCUGCGUACCCUGCACUCUCCUUCAACCGUUCAAGGCACAGAGAAGAGUUAUCUGAUCCUCAAAUUCUUCUUCUUGGGAACGGCGAGCUGUGGAACAUUUAUCUCCAAUGCGGCAGAUCUGCAGCGCUAUGCGCGAAAGCCGAAUGAUGUACUCAUCGGCCAGAUAAUUAGCUUUCCAGUGUCAAAUCUUCUUGUGGCUAUUCUGGGCAAUUUAAUUGCCGCGGCUAGCAAGUCAAUCUUUGGAGAGCUGAUUUGGAGCCCCCUGACCUUCUUGGACAAGUUGAUGGAAGGCGAGCGCUAUACCCAUGGUAAUCGAACAGCCUGCGCCUUUAUAUCACUGGCGUUUGUUUACUCCAAUGUCUUCUCUGCGAUAUUCGAGAACUCAAUUCCCGCUGGAAAUGACAUCGCUGCAUUGAUGCCUCGAUACAUCACGAUCAAGCGAGGAUUCCUCAUUUGCGCUGUGCUCUCCUAUGGAAUUUGUCCGUGGUAUCUUCUUUCCAGCGCCUCAAUCUUCAUCACCUUCCUGUCAUCCUACCAAAUCUUCCUGUCAGCCAUCACGGGUAUUUUAAUCUGCGAUUACUACCUCAUUCGCAGAGGCUAUCUCAACAUACCCGCGCUGUAUACCGCACACCCAGAAAGCCUCUAUCGGUACUUGCACGGAUUCAACCCACGGGCAUUCAUUGCAUAUAUAAUUGCAGUGGCCCCCAACUUCUACGGAUUUCUCCAUCAAAUGGGUGUCAAGGCACCGCUGGGCAUUCAGAGAUUUUAUUAUGUUGCGUACCCAACUGGUUUAUUGGUUGCGUUUGGUGUGUAUUAUCUUAGUUGCUUAGUCUCUGCGCCUAAGGGCAUGGAGAAGUCUGGGUGGAAAGAACCUCAGGAUUAUGUUGAUGACAAUGACUAUAUGAGGGAAGCGAUCUUUGUAAUUGAUGGUGACUCUGGGAUUGUUGAGAAGGGGGCCAUGGCUGCUUCGAGAGAGGUCUGA
Penicillium odoratum is the source of this 1668-nucleotide messenger RNA. Its product is annotated as nucleobase cation symporter-1 family protein. The transcript is spliced from 6 exons. Gene Ontology annotation, cellular component: plasma membrane. The coding region runs from base 1 to 1668 and encodes 555 amino acids. Gene Ontology annotation, biological process: nucleobase transport; transmembrane transport. The record is from RefSeq and is a predicted model, not a curated record. Gene Ontology annotation, molecular function: nucleobase transmembrane transporter activity. NCBI's taxonomy places the organism in Eukaryota, Fungi, Ascomycota, Eurotiomycetes, Eurotiales, Aspergillaceae.